This is a messenger RNA of Eurytemora carolleeae, 5280 nucleotides long. RefSeq names its product glucose dehydrogenase [FAD, quinone]. Gene Ontology annotation, molecular function: oxidoreductase activity, acting on CH-OH group of donors; flavin adenine dinucleotide binding. The record is from RefSeq and is a predicted model, not a curated record. The transcript has 23 exons. Lineage: Eukaryota; Metazoa; Arthropoda; Copepoda; Calanoida; Temoridae. Bases 1 to 1851 code for a protein of 616 amino acids.
AUGUCUGUCCAAGAUCUGAAAGUAGGACUGGACUGUGCUGAAAUGUCUGGCUUUAUGCUGAAAAUCCUACUGCUUGAAGCAGGAGGGGAUGAAACUGAGAUAUCUGAUGUGCCUGCUCUAGCUGCCUACCUACAGCUGGGUAGGAUGGACUGGAAAUAUAAAACUGAACCACAACCAGGACGUGCUUGUCUAGGACAUAUAAAUCAACGAUGCAAUUGGCCGAGAGGAAAGGUUUUGGGAGGUAGUUCUGUUUUGAAUUACAUGCUUUAUGUGAGAGGGAACAAGAAAGAUUACGAGGAUUGGGAAGCUCAGGGAAAUCCAGGCUGGGGUUUUCAAAACGCGCUUCAUUAUUUCUUGAAAUCUGAAGAUAACAGAAACCCUUACCUAGCCGCAACGCCAUACCAUAAAUCUGGAGGAUACCUUACGGUACAAGAAGCUCCCUGGAGAACUCCACUGGCAACCACGUUUGUAGCUGCUGGGGUAGAAAUGGGAUAUCAGAACCGAGAUGGUAAUGGAGAAUUCCAAACCGGUUUUAUGAUUCCACAGGGAACAAUUCGUCGAGGUUCAAGAUGUUCGACAGCUAAAGCUUUCUUGCGACCUAUACGAGACAGGAAAAAUCUUCAUAUCGCCAUGGAAUCCCAUGUACUCAAGAUUUUGAUGGAUUCGCAUAACACUGCAUACGGUAUCAAACUUAAACGAUAUGAUAAACUGUAUACAAUUGUUGCAAAGAAAGAGGUUAUUCUGUCUGCUGGAACUCUGAACUCUGCGCAACUGCUUAUGCUCAGUGGAAUAGGACCACAGGAUCAUUUGGAGGAUUUGAGAAUUCCUGUCCGGCAAAAUCUCCCUGUGGGAUACAAUCUUAUGGACCAUUAUGGAACAGGGGCAUUAGCUUUCACCCUAGAACAACCAGUAUCGUUGGUGCAGUCCCGGUAUGAAAACAUCCCUUCUGUUCUGAAGUAUGCAAUAUUUGGUACAGGACCCCUCACUGUGCUAGGAGGAGUAGAGGGUUUAGCCUGGGUUCCUACCAAGUAUACAAACAGGAGCAAGGAUUGGCCGGAUAUAGAAUUCCAUUUUGCUUCCGCUACUCCAGGAUCAGACGGUGGCAGACAAGUUAGAAAGUCUUUUGGAAUAUCCGACACCAUGUGGCAGUUUUAUAGACCUCUAGCGUACAGAGAUACAUGGGCCAUCUAUCCUAUGAUACUCAGGCCAAAAUCCCGUGGACGAGUAAUGCUUCGAACCUCGAAUCCGUUCGAUAAACCAUUAUUUUAUGCUGGAUACUUUACACAUCCAGACGAUAUCAAGGUUUUAGUGGAGGGAGUAAAAAUAGCGUUGGCUCUGGCUCAAACAAAAGCAUUUGAGAGUUUGGGGUCAAAAUUCUGGGAUGCAAUCCCACUUCCAGGUUGCGAAAACACCGAUCUUUGGUCGGAUGAAUAUUGGGAGUGUAUCUGUAGACAGUUUACUAUCACAAUUUAUCAUCAUUCAGGAACAGCCAAGAUGGGUCCCCCCUCAGACCCCGGAUCCGUGGUAAAUCAUGAACUAAAGGUUUAUGGAAUACCUAGACUCAGGGUUAUUGAUGCGAGUAUAAUGCCAACCAUUCCUUCAGGAAACACGAAUGCUCCAACGAUUAUGAUUGCUGAGAAAGCGAGUGAUAUGAUAAAAGCUGACUGGGGUUUCUUCCAGGAUACACUUCAUCAUAGUCACCAUGCGCAUGUUCUCCGGAGAUCUGUUGGUGAUCAAAUAGAAAAUUGGCCGGUCAAACUGGACACCGGGCACCCGGACACAUUUAGCCAUGUAAACAGCACUAGAUAUUCAAAUUCAACAUAUGGAGAGGACACAAGAUCAUUACACUAACCCCGGUCAUGCAACCAGUAUGACCGUUUAUCUCCUCAGUCAUCUGCCAUACUUGUGACCGCGCUCAAUUAAAUGACCAAUGCUCAAAUAUCCUCUACGUGCAACGUUGCACAGACAAUAAAAUAAAGUGACAUGAUAUCUGUGUAUCCAACAUUGGAUUAGGUUACAAAGACAAAACAUUAGGUGCUCCAGUACUAAUUAGAGAUAUAGUGGACAGUGGUCACCAGAAAUAAGUGAGAAAAAAAGCAUCCAAAAUUGACGGUGAAAAUCGGCCAUUGAUAGAUUUUAUAUAGCUCGACAAAUUAAAUAUUUUGAAAAAUUAUCAAGUCGACAACAAUAGAAGUUGUUAAUUUAUGGUAAACCAUAUUCUUGAGGUCAAAAUCGUCUUUGUAUCCACAUUUUAUUUGAGAACACUGUAAUACAAAAAUCCUAGUCUUUGUAAAAACUACAGAAUAGUUUGUUUUUAAGUUUAACAUGAUUUUUUACGCAUUUUACUAAUUUCAUUACUUUAAAUGCAAAACAGUAGAACUUUUAACAUACAGAAGAAAUAGACAGCAAACAUAUGAAAAAAAUUAUUACUAAAUUUUAAAAAACAUACCUACUUAAAAAAUGUUAUUUUAAACAUUUUAUCCUUAUCGUUAUUGUUAGGUAUUAUAUUUGUAAAUGUUUUUAAGUUCCUGAAACUAUGAUUUGUGAAAUAUUUAUUAUUAUAAUAUUGUUUUUUUUACUAUGUUUUUAUUGAUACUAUUAUAAUGUUUCUCAGUUACCAGUGCUCCUUUGGAAACCAUAAACUAUAUUAUUUCUUAAACUCCGCAAACAAACAACAACUUUGCAGUAAUUCACUACAGAACUCUUCCUGACUGACUUCUGUUUACGCGCUGUUAGAAUUAACUAACAUUUUUUUCGUAAUAUCAAACUUAAACGCAUUUCAGAAUUAUACAGUUUGAUUGAAAGUUAUAAACAGAAUAUUAGCUAUAACUCGCAAAUAUUUAUGUACCUAACAUUAUUUUCGUAAUUUCGAACAAAUUGUUGUUAUUCAGAAAUGUUUUCGUUAAGUUAGAUAUUUAUAACAAAAUGAUUGAUUUUCUUGUUUCCGUGUUUAGUUUCCUGUGGAGCAAAUAUUCUUGAUCUCAUUUGACUGAACUAAAGGGAGUGUACACGUCAUAUAAGUGAUACUUUAUUUCAAGUAUGACGAUACCGAAUCACAACGGGGCCUUUUUAAUCAUUUUUAAGGAACGUUUUCUUUAUCAAAUAACAAAGGUUUAAAGAUUACCAUUGUGAAUCGGUUAUGCCACUUUAAAUGGAGGGUCACUUAAAAUGGCAUUAUCGUCUCUUUUAAACAUGUUUUUUAUUCCUAGGUGUCAUUCAUGUGAGCACAUUUCAAUUUAUAAUUAUUUACUAAUCUUAACUAAUCCUAAAAGUUAUGAAAUCGUAAAAGUAAGAGGGUCCGCAUUCACAACGGUACCCUGAUCAAUGCUAAAAACAUAGUAAUGUUUUUCUCUCUGAAAAUCUAUAAUUUUUUAUCGUGGUUACCCUUUUAAAGUGAACUGUGGAUUUGUGAUGCUGAAACAGCUCUGGAAAACUACAAUAUCUCUCCGUUUACUAUAUCAGAUAAAGGUUUAAUAAAUGGUACCGUUGUGAAUUUACCACCGUCCUCUGUUUAUAAUUGGCCACAAGAAAUUAAACAACGACACUCUAUUUUUAUUAACCUUUUAACUCACUCUUUGGAGUUUUGACAAAAGCAUUUAACCUUUAAAUCAAACUUAAGUAUAAGUUAAAGUAAAUUUUUACCAUUAAAGGGACUAUAAGUUCACGUAACCGUCCAUCCAUGCAAAAAUGACUUUGUCCCAUUUACAAUCUUGCGCAUUAAUGAUCAGAUAAAGAUUGUAAGGGUACCGUUGUGAAUUGAGCAUUGUCAUCAUUAAAUGGAGGGUCACUAGAAAUUACGCUUACAGUCCCUUUAAUAUUGAAGAUGGUUGAAAUACUAUUCCCAAUAUUCGUGUAAAUUCUUAUUCAAAUAAUUUUAUUUAUUUUAUUAAUUUUUUAUAUUCAUGUUUACAUAACUUAAUUUUGUUGUAACAUUUCUUAAAUAUCUUUAACAGUGGAAUUCUUAUAUAUCUAAUUUUGUAUUUUUAAUGGGAUUGUUUAUCGUUUUCUAAAUACGCAGACAGUCCCUUAGUUAUGAUUUUAGGAUCUUGACUUAGCCAUUUGUAGUUUCUUUGAAGAGCCUGUCAUGUCCAAAAUGUCUGCUAGGCAAAGUUUUUAUUUUUGUGCCCUCAUGAACAUCUUUGAGCCAAAAAGAAAGUACUAAAUAUGUGUAUUUACAAUUGGUUAAUAACUCUCCCUAUGUUUUAAUUCCUCUAUCCGAGAAUUUUAAUUUUUAGCGUCUAAAUAUUGACUCUUUAUAUGUACGUGCAUACAGAUGUUCCUAAUUGUUUGUAUAUAUAGUUAAUUUUUUAUGUUUGUAUCGUUGUAUAAUUGUACAGUUCUGAAAACUAGCUCAAACCUUUUGUACAAUUUGUUGUAUAUAAAUCUUGUUCUUAAUGUUUUGUUAUUUAUCAAGCAUUUUUUAUUUCAAUUUUAUUAAGAUAAAUGCAAUGGUUUAUUUUUUAAUUUUAAAUUUUCAAAAUAUUGCCAUACUUAUUUUAAAAAGUGUAGAAAGGUAAAGAAAACAAUUGGGGGGACCUAUUUUACUUGUACUUUGCCCAUUCCUUAAACAAUUGGGGGGACCUAUUCCUUGUACUUUGCCCAUUCCUUAAACAAUUGGGGGGACCUAUUCCUUGUACUUUACCCAUUUCUAAAACAAUUGGGGGGACCUAUUACUUGUACUUUACCCAUUCCUUAAACAAUUGGGGGGACCUAUUCCUUGUACUUUACCCAUUCCUUAAACAAUUGGGGGGACCUAUUACUUGUACUUUACUCAUUCCUUAAACAAUUGGGGGGACCUAUUACUUGUACUAUACUCAUUCCUUAAACAAUUGGGGGGACCUAUUACUUGUACUUUACCCAUUCCUUAAACAAUUGGGGGGACCUAUUACUUGUACUUUACCCAUUCCAUAAACUUGUUUGUUGCUCCAGUCAUUUUGUAUAUAUUAAAGAAAUAAAAUAAAAUAUUUUUUCUUAAUAAUUUUUAGACAGGGCUUGAAGUUUGUAAUGAUGUUAUAACCCUUAAAAGGACUAUCAACUAAUGUCAAUUGAAGGGCACGACCCAUUAACAACUGCACCCUUUUAAGCUUUUUUCAUAAAUGAAUGAGAUAUCGAUGCUUGUUCUCUUUGAAAAUCAAUUAUUUUAAAUUUUUUCUAAUUCUAAGGUGCAAUUGUGGAUUUUAUUACAAACGAAGAACACAUUUUACAUAAUUUAGUAUUAAUAAGAUGAAAACCUGACCGUAUCUUUCACAUUGUUUAUUAAAUAAUAAAUAUAGGAUAAAU